This is a messenger RNA of Racocetra persica, 390 nucleotides long. The record is from the annotation of a GenBank genome assembly. Lineage: Eukaryota; Fungi; Glomeromycota; Glomeromycetes; Diversisporales; Gigasporaceae.
AUGGUCAUUAGAAAACUCAGAUCUGCGGCCAAGAAUGUUACUGUUUCGGAUUCGACUUCGACUUCUCAGUUAUCUAGUCAUCCUACCUUAAUUAAUAAAACUGUGGUUUCUUCAGUUGUCAAAAGGGUCGUGUGGUAUCCUGUGGUGCCAUUGGUAGCCCUAUUUUUUAGUUCUUUCGUCGAAACAUACGUUUAUAUUCAUCGUGUGGUCUCUUAUCCUCUACUUUUACUUUGCUUCAUUGGCUUAUCAAUUCAAGGAUUAGUGAAUGCUUUGGUAUUUUCUCAAGAUAUUGCUGUUAUUCGUGCUUUCCAAGUUGUUAAGCUACAUUGGUGGAUCAACAGUGUUAAUUCUUAUGAGUUACAUUAUCCUCAUCGAUCUCACAACAAAUCC